Messenger RNA from Exaiptasia diaphana, 2721 nucleotides. RefSeq lists its product as uncharacterized. The record is from RefSeq and is a predicted model, not a curated record. The transcript has a single exon. Bases 97 to 2106 code for a protein of 669 amino acids. Lineage: Eukaryota; Metazoa; Cnidaria; Anthozoa; Actiniaria; Aiptasiidae.
AAUGAAGACUGAUUCAUAGUGAAAGUAUAAGAUUUCGGGUCAUUUUCACUGCGUCAGUCUUCCUGUUUGCUUCGAUGCUGUUCUAUGUACUAAAAUAUGGCAGAUAAAAUCAGUCAUUCCUGCUUGGUGUCCAAGAUUGCCAUCACUCUAUCGGUCGUCRGUUUGUUGUURUGCUGYGGUGUGUUUUUAAGAACAGAAUUGAUGCUAAACGAGCUGUAUUCAAGAGACAUUAAGCUGCCAGACAAGAUGACUUCAAAACACGACAUGAACAAAGGCGUAAAUCGAUUCGACAAAGAUCAUCAUUCAACAUUUGGGAAACAAAAAACAAAGCAAACCAAAGACGUUUUCACAAGAAAAGUAAGAGAUGUUACAACUGUAGUCAACAGCACCAUUACUGAUGAUUUAUUAUCAAAGAAAAUUCAUCAAGUUGUGGGAAAAGCAGUWGCCAAUUUACAAUCUGCCAAAUACUGGAUUCCCAUUCCAGGACCUGCCGGUCCACAAGGAAAACCCGGUCCAAGAGGACCGAGAGGACGCAUGGGUAAACCUGGACGUCGAGGAAAACAAGGACCACGUGGUUUGCCUGGAAAGAUCGGACUUCCUGGUCCCAGAGGAAUGCCUGGACCAAAGGGACCAAAGGGACCAAAGGGAGAUCGUGGUCCUUCCUUAGCACGUCCAACAGUACUCAUUUCACCAACACAUCUCAUCGUCAAUGAAAGCCAGUCCGCCAUCUUACAUUGUUCCUCUAAUGGUUACCCUCGACCUGAUGUUGUAUGGAGUAAAAACAACGGUACAUUACCACACAAACGAGCAGUAGUUGAUAGCACUGGCAAACUUGAUAUCAAACACGUGACACUCAAUGACUCAGGAAUCUAUCAGUGYAAGGCUUCUAAUCUUCUUGGCAGCACACAAACAACUGCGAAACUUACAGUGAACUUUCUUCCACGACUGACCUUGAACAAAGGACCAAUCUACAGAAAGAUUGGUGAUGACAUUCGUCUACCUGCUUGUCACGUGACUGGAUACCCAAAACCCAACGUCACGUGGUCAAAAGCUUUUGAAUCUUUGUCAAUAAGUCGAUCUAUUAUCAAGGGUGAAAAUCUGACUAUACUGAAAGCCAAGAAAGACGAUUCAGGGAUAUAUGUUUGUAAAGCUGAAAAUCUUCUUGGUUCUGUUUUAGGAUCUGUUAUGGUAAAUGUUAUCGAUCUGCCUGUAUUUGUUGUCAAGCCUCCCACAUCGUAUACAGUACUUUUAGGGAAAAACGUAUUGUUGAACUGCACCGCUAAAGGUGAUCCUCAGCCUGUCAUCAGUUGGAGAAAAGACAACGRMGUUCUUCCUGWUGRBAGRUAURAAGUGAGAGAUGGCUCUUUGAUUAUAAGGAACGUCAAGAAAGCAGAUUCGGGUGUGUUUGUGUGCAUUGCUACGAGUGCUGGUGUUUCUCAUUCACAUGCACGUACGAUAUUGACUGUGCAUUUUAAAGAUUGUGCUGAGCUUUAUAAAUCAGGAGAGAGAAGUAACGGUGUGUACACAGUUCAACCCGACAAGCAGCCUGCAUUUCAAGUCUACUGUGACAUGACAACUGACGGUGGGGGUUGGACUGUGUUCCAAAGAAGACAAGAUGGAUCGGUUGAUUUCUAUCGCAAUUGGCAGCAAUACAAAACAGGUUUUGGAAACCUGAAUGGUGAGUUUUGGUUGGGUAACGAUUACAUUCAUCGACUGACAGCAAGAACAGCGUCGAGUCUGCGCGUUGAGGUAGAGGACUGGGACGGAACUAGGAAGUAUGCCAAAUAUGGUAGUUUUAGUGUUGGUGAUGAAUCAGACAAGUACAGGCUGAGGGUUGGCUCGUAUUCCGGUACUGCUGGGGACUCGUUAUCAUAUCAUAACAACAUGGCGUUUAGUACAAAAGAUAGAGAUAACGAGAGCGACGGCCGGAACUGUGCUGCAACUUAUACCGGUGGCUGGUGGUUUAAUGCCUGUCAUCAUUCUAAUCUGAAUGGAAAGUACCUUGGAAACGCGAUGUCGUUAAAAGGAAUUAAUUGGUGGAAUUUUUAUAACAAUAAACAAAGUUUUAAGAAAUCUGAAAUGAAAAUGCGUGCUAGUGGAUUCUAAUGCAUGAGUAGCACAGUAAGAUAACGCUGGAGUUAUUGCUCUUUGUUAUUUGUACAGACAUUUAUCAACGAUUUGUCAUCACGUUUGUUGCAAGUGCUAUAGCCUGAACAGGUGCCUAGUGGUAUGAUAGUUGAUUCUAAUUUUAUUGAAAGUAUACCUUAAUUGGCAAAAAUUUCAAAGAAAUACCGAUCAAAUUUUGAAGAAAUCUGAAAUGAAAAUACGUAGUAGUGCUUUGUAAUGCAUGAACAGUACAAUGUUUUUUCAUAAUAAUUAUUUUUUUCCAUGUUUAUUAUUAAUUGAUUAGCACCACUGCAUAAUUCUUACAAAUUAUUUACAAUCUAAUAAGACAUAAAUAUAUUUCUUUUAAUAACAGGUUACAUUAGAUUUCUGAGCUUCUUACGUCACAGCUUGCGUUUCAAUGCAUUCUGGGAUCAGUUUCAAGUGAAAACAAAAGAAAUCCGCCAUGUUCUGUCCCAAACAUAUCCUAGAAUGCAUUGCGUAUACGGUACAUGACGUAAAAGCUUUAGGGGUCAUUAACAAUUGUUAAUUUUAAAUUUAUUUAUAACUCUUUUGUUGUUUUGCUCUUUUAUAGAUUAAAUCAACAUGUUGUUUAUU